AUGACAACGCCAACUCCACAAAACUACCACAUUUUCGGCCACGGAAUAUCCCAGAGUCUCUCACCUACAAUCCACAAUGCCGCCUUUGAGCACUACGGUCUCCCACACCGAUACGACAUACAGGAAUGCAAUAGUCUUCAAGACGUCAAGUCCUUAAUCGAUGAUCCAGCCUUCGGUGGCUCUAGCGUAACAAUGCCCCAUAAACUCAGCGCCGGGGAGUUCUGUGCCCAGGUCGCUGACUCUGCAACUCGGCUUGGAGCGAUUAAUACUCUCAUCGCUCGAUCGAUUCAUACGGGAGAUGGAACUUUCAAACGUGAAAUACAUGGUGAUAACACGGACUGGUCAGGUCUUUAUUCCCUGAUCAAGGAGUAUACAUCAGACGAGAGCAAGCCAGUUGGACUUGUGGUCGGGGCUGGAGGCGCAGCUAGAGCUGGUGUUUAUGCGAUGGCUCAAGCUGGGAUCAAGCGGAUCUACGUUGGGAAUCGGACGUUGGCCAAGGCGGAGCAAAUUGCAGAGGAUUUCGGGGAUAUGUGCCAGGUUAUACCGGUUCAGUUUCCAUCGAGGUUGCCGGAGGAUCCGGAAGUGAUUAUUGGAACUGUUCCCGGGGAUGCUAUGUCGCAGGAGGCAUUCCAGGGUUUGUUUGGGAAUGAGAAGGGUCUUUGUAUUGAGAUGGCGUAUAAGCCGAGAGUGACGAAUUUACUGGCAGUGGCUAAGGAGAACACCGGAUGGACUACGGCGAAUGGGGUAGAGGUACUUCUUCGACAGGGCUUCGAGCAGUUUCGGUUGUGGACGGGCUUAGAUGCACCGGAGGUCGUUAUGAGGAAGGCUAUUGAGGUUGUUACAGGAAAUAAGGUUGGAGGGACAUCGUCAUUGUAA
Aspergillus pseudotamarii is the source of this 876-nucleotide messenger RNA. Its product is annotated as shikimate dehydrogenase family protein. The transcript has a single exon. NCBI's taxonomy places the organism in Eukaryota, Fungi, Ascomycota, Eurotiomycetes, Eurotiales, Aspergillaceae. Gene Ontology annotation, molecular function: shikimate 3-dehydrogenase (NADP+) activity. Bases 1 to 876 code for a protein of 291 amino acids. Gene Ontology annotation, biological process: chorismate biosynthetic process; shikimate metabolic process. The record is from RefSeq and is a predicted model, not a curated record.